GAUGAAGAGUUACACACCAAAAAGAAAGGGUCAAGUUCAAAACUGAAAUUUAAAUUAUCUUUUUAUCCAAACUUUCCUUUUCAAAGGUAAAUCUCAAGUCAAUGUUGAGCAAAUGCAUAUGUGAACAUUGAUUUACUAAAAGAUUCAAUAGAUAAUAUCGAUUUGAUGAAACCAAACUCAUGUUUAAAGUAAAAGCUCAUCAACUCGAUCGAAUGAUAAUCUGCUGAAAAUUUACAGAUAAUACGAUAAUAAGGUCCAUAAGGUUCAUUGAAUGAUUAGCUUCAAGCGUUUAACCCAACAUCAAAUCCAAGUCUUCCUUCAUUAAACAGGAUUCAAUUGUAUCUUUAACCACAUAGAAUGUCAAUAAUUGGACAGAAUUUUGCUUUUUUCAACUCGUUCUGGGAAAUGAGUUGAAAUGAUCUGAACAAUAACAUUUGAAAAUAUUCAUCAUUUGUCUUCAACUAUUAUUUUGUUCAACAUUGAGUUUUAUUGUUGAAAUCAAACCUAAAACUUUCUUGUUCAUUGGCUACAACAAUGUUCAUCUUGAGAAUAAAGAUUUAAAGGCUUUUCAUUAAACGUUGGAAUUGCAUGAAAAUGUAAUCAAUAAAAUUCUCGGCGAACUCAAUGAAUACUUAUUUUCACUAUUAAACACUUGCGAAGUUUCAAGUUAAAUUAAUUGCUUUAAAAUGCAAAUUUGACGAGAAAAAAACUGAAAGAGAACUUGAAGUUUUUCUCAAAAUUAUCAUUAAAUUGAAGGCGAUUUAAACUGUUUCAUGUUUUAAUAUCUGGCAACUCUGAUCGUGCCAAUGAAUCUCAAUGAGUUGAGGAUAGUUUUUCAUGAGAUUUCAUUGUUUACUGAGAACAUGAUAAAGAUGUAAAUAUUUUCUGUUUACUUGAAAUGGUUGAAAAAUGAAGGAAACAUAAUUUCACCAAAUCUCGAGUUUUAUCCUCAAACCAAAUGAUCAUUUUCCCUUGCAAUUGUUUCCAAUUUAAUUUCAAUUUUUCUUCAUUUUUACAUUUUCCAUUUCAACCUGAAAUCUGGACAAACUCAUGAUAAUAUCCGCUCAAUAAACAGUACAAUAAUCAUUAUUGGAAGUAAAAUUUUGAGUGAUUUUUUGCUUUUCUUGCAUUUCAAUGAACUUCAUGUUAUAUAACUUUCAACUCUUUCUGUUUCUCAAUCAACUUCCGAAAUUAACUUCCGCAGGAAAAUGAUGAACGGAAAAAGAUAACCCUCAAUGUUUUUCCGGGUAAAAAAGCUCGUUCAUGAGAUUCCAUGUAAUAUCAUGUUCCAUGUAAAUCUUUUUUCUCCCUCUUUGGAGGAAAAAAAUUUCAAUCUUUUCACUUUCACUUUAAAUCAAGAAUCGCCAAAAAAUGAAAUCAAAAUUUGUACAACUUUGACCUUUCAACUGAAAUGAAAUUUGUCUUGUUAUUCCUUGUUGUUACUCUGAUAUUGAUUUCACCCUGAAGCUGAUUCCAUCAAAAGUUUGCCGUUAAAUGAUUGAAAUUUAAUCUCAACUUUUGCUCACAUUUUCACAAAUUUCAUUUCAAACCUCAUUUUAGAUAAUUUUAUUGUCGAUAUUAAAAGUCGAUUUUUGGAUGAAAUUUUAUUCUUCGUUUUAUUAAUGGCAUUAUUGUCAUCAUUAGUGGUUAACUAUUUAGUAUUAUCUUGAGAAAUGAUGAUUGUAAUGAUUCACAAAGAAAUGAUUUUCCAAGUACAGUCAAGCCUCUCAAAAUUGGAGCCUCUCAAAGUUAGUCGUUGCUAAGACAACAGAGUAGACAAUUGUCCAUUCAUUUAUCCCUCUUAUUAAUGAAGCUUCAACAUGCCUCGUCGUAAUUUGAAUUAUAGUGAAAAAAAUAAAGUUUUGAUGGCCAAAGAUCAGAAUCUUAAUACUGAACAGAUUGCCUUAAAGUUCAAAGUCUGUAAAUCAACUGUUCAUAAUAUAAUUAAUAACAAAUCAAAGGUAAAAAGUGCCAUUGAGAAAAACAAAGGACGUUCAAAAAGGAUUGUUGAUUCAGUAAAUUUUUUUGAUGAAAAAAUUGUUGAAUAUAUUCAAUCAAUGCAAAAUGUUGGAUUUCCAAUUACAAGUUUGAUGAUAAGAGAAAAGGCGGCUCGACUGGCAAACGAAUAUAAAGUAAAUAUUGUAGCUUCAAGAGGAUGGUUUCAUCGGUUCAAAUUAAGGUGUAAAGUUAAACAUGGAAAACUACAUGGUGAAUCAACAAGUGUUGAUCUCGCUGCUGUUGAAAAUUUCGCCAAAAAUAUGAUUCCUAAAAUAAUGAACAAAUAUGAACCGAAUAUGAUUUACAAUUUGGACGAGACAGCUAUUUUUUAUCGACAACUUCCAAGCAAGACUUAUUUCAUUUCCAAAUCACCUCAUUUCGGAACUAAAAUUUACAAAGAAAGAGUUACAUUGGCUUUGUGUUGUAAUUCUGUUGGAGAUAAAUUGACCCCAAUGAUAAUAGGUAAAUCACGCAAUCCCAAAGCUCUUAGAGGAAACCAACAACAUUUACAGGCUUUGGAUGUCAUUUAUCAAUCAAACUCAGCAGCUUGGAUGACCAAAAAAUUGUUCACAUUUUACCUUCAAAUUUGGCAUAAUGAGCUUCAGAAAAAUAAUCUCAAAGUUGCUCUAAUUGUUGAUAAUUUUGCUGGCCACAAGAUAGAUGAAGAUCUAUUUCCAAAUAUUGAGUUUAUCUGGCUACCUCCUGGAACUACAAGUUAUCUUCAACCUUUAGAUUGUGGAAUAAUUAAAUCAUUCAAAGAUAAAUACCUAAAAGCUCUAUUCAAUAGAAUCUUCAUUAAAUUUGAACAAAAUGCUAAUCCACUUUCAAUAGUUAAAGAAAUAACUAUUUUUGAUGCUGUUUGUUGGAUCGCAGAGGCGUGGUCAGAAGUUUCAAUUGAAACGAUAAAGAAUUGCUGGAUCCAUGCAAAAUUCAGAGUUGAAAGUGUUGAGGUUGAUGCAGUUGAUGAAGAAAUGGUUGAAGAGAAAGAUGAGGAAUUGUUGACCAUUUAUAACAGUUUACCAGAAAUUGCUCAAGAUAAACCUACUUUAGUUGAAUAUUUACAGGCUAUGACAAUUAGUGAUCAUAACUCUUAUGUCUGUGAAACAAGAAGUCUUUAAAGACAAGAAAAAAUAUAAUAUAAAAAAUCUAAACCAUUAACAUAGUUGUCAUUAUCAACUGUUCCUCAAUUAUCAAGUCAAUCAUUAAUUUUCAUCGUUUUCACUAAAUUUAAAUCCAUUGAAACCAUCCAUAUCAUUGUUGCUCCACUCCUUUGAAAAUCCUAUGUAAAUAAUAAGAAAAAGAUAAAUUGAGUAAAAAAGAAUUAAUUUAAUAUGUAA
Messenger RNA from Tetranychus urticae (two-spotted spider mite), 3335 nucleotides. NCBI's taxonomy places the organism in Eukaryota, Metazoa, Arthropoda, Arachnida, Trombidiformes, Tetranychidae. The record is from RefSeq and is a predicted model, not a curated record.